Molecule: messenger RNA, 2347 nt
Organism: Culicoides brevitarsis
Lineage: Eukaryota; Metazoa; Arthropoda; Insecta; Diptera; Ceratopogonidae
Product: ceramide phosphoethanolamine synthase-like
Exons: 3
Coding region: 68-1879 (603 amino acids)
Biological process (GO): ceramide biosynthetic process
Cellular component (GO): plasma membrane; endoplasmic reticulum membrane; Golgi membrane
Molecular function (GO): protein binding; sphingomyelin synthase activity; ceramide cholinephosphotransferase activity
Source: RefSeq, a predicted model, not a curated record
UCGAGUUGUCCUCAAUUUAUUUAUUUUUUCUGUUAUUUAAUAUAUAAUUAGAGUUUCUCCGCGUAAUAUGUCAUAUAAGAAUUAUGUCAACUCACUGAACAAUGAAAAUAUAAAGAAAAUGUCCGAAUUACCCGUGAUCCAGUGGAAAAAUGUGGAUGUUCUCGAGUGGGGCAAAAAGUUGGGUUUUUCUGCGGAAAUUUUGCAAAUAUUUCGCGACGAAAAUGUUUGUGGUCAGGCAUUGUUGUGUCUCACGGAACAAGAUAUUGUCUCGCUAAAGACCGUCUUCAACUAUCACAACCUCAAAUUGGGCGACAUUAAGCGCAUUUGGAGUGCCGUAAAGCAAUUGCAACGCGCCAAUGGCCAAACAAUCUCGUAUUUGACGGAAUCGACGUAUUUGCAUCACGUAGCUGGACACCAUCAUCACGGUUCGAUACUGCAUCACGACUCGACGGGACAAUUUAGCGAUUGUUUGACGGAUCGCAUUACGCCUCCGUGCUCCAUCGAUGGCAGAGCCAGCUGCAAACCAGAAUUUUUCAAGACAAUAGUUAGCUUAGGCUACGCUUUUUUGGUGACAUGGAUCACAGCUUUCGUAAUGGUAGUUGUACACGAACGAGUGCCCGACAUGAAACGUUAUCCGCCACUUCCGGACAUCUUCCUCGAUAACGUGCCGACAAUCCCGUGGGCCUUUCACAUGUGCGAGCUAACUGGCACUCUCCUCUUCUCCAUCUGGGUUUGUCUUCUCGUCACGCACAAACAUCGCAUGGUGCUCCUACGUCGCUUUUUCGCACUCGCCGGCACCGUUUUCCUGCUGCGCUGCGUCACGAUGCUCAUCACGAGUCUCAGUGUGCCCGGCACGCAUUUGGAGUGCACUCCAUCCGACAAAUACGAAGGCAGCGAACGCCUCAUCGACAUGUUCGCGUCGCGCAUCAAUCGAGCUUACACCAUCUGGAGCGGGCUUGGCAUGACAAUCCAGGGCGUUCGAACCUGCGGCGAUUACAUGUUUUCCGGUCAUACCGUUGCUCUGACGCUGCUGAAUUUCUUCAUCACGGAAUACACGCCGCGAAAUUUGUACUUUUUACACACACUCACGUGGCUCCUCAACAUGUUUGGCAUCUUUUUCAUCCUCGCGGGGCACGAACAUUACUCCAUCGACGUUUUUGUCGCGUUUUACAUCACGUCGCGUCUCUUUUUGUACUAUCACACGCUCGCCAACAAUCACGCGCUCAUGUCACACGACUCGAAUCGCACCCGGAUCUGGUUCCCGAUGUUCAGCUACUUCGAGAGCAGCGUCGACGGCAUCAUCCCGAACGAGUACGACAGCAUUUCGGACAUUUGCACGAAACUUUUUGACGUGCUCGUGUCGUGCAAGGACAUUUGCAUGUUGACGGGACGUCGUUUCUGGAUGCAGUUGCCCGAGACGAUGAAUCAGUUCAAUUCGACGGUCGAGAAACAAAUCAAAGUUCCGUUUGCGAAUAAUACGAGCAGUGGCAACGGCAAGAAAGAAACUUCCAAGUCUGCCAGCUCAUCCACGACAAAUCUCACGACGACAAGUCCAAAGUUGCGACGCUCCACGGGAAAUUUGGUGCUGAAUAACAAUGAGACGCUCGUGCGUCAAAAUGCCGUCAAAGAUCAGAAUCUUCCAAGGGAAUGCACGCCGACGAAAAAAUGCGUGAAAGUAGAAUUAAUUUCUAGUCCUCCGCACUCACAUACGAGCCCCGAAAGUAGUCUUCUCGCAACUAUUUUUAAGAAAAAAAUCUUUGCCAAGCAAAUUUUGGUUUUAUUGCGAACCAAAUCGAUGACAUUGCUACAAAAAAAUAAACUAAAUAACAUUUUUUGCAAACAAAUGAACAAAAAAAAAGUUAACACGUACGCCAAAUAAAUAAAUGUUUAUUUAUUGUUAUUGUAAAGUGUUGAGCAGACCUUUUUCGACCAAUAUUAGGCACAAACACAAUUCUGUUAAAAUUUUUAAUUCGGAGCAAAAGCACUUUACGUUCUUAGGUGUCCUUUCUAAAAAUAAGAAAAAAAAUAAAUUGUUACAAAAAAUUAUGAUUUAUAGAGUUUAAGAACGCUGUUGAACAGUAAAAAUUGUAUUAAUUAAAAAUAAUGAAGAAAAAAGUUCUAAACUUUGUUGAUAUUGUCACAUGAAUAUUGUAAUUUUGUCGUAGAGGUUGUUCUCCUCCAUUUUUCCGGUAAUUUUAAAUAAAUUUAUGAAAAAAUUAAAUAUUAUCGUAGUAUUAAUCAUUUUAAUAGAAUAAAUAAAUGAAUCAAAUUCGUAGCUAUUUAAUAAAAGAAUUUAUAGUUUUUUUUUAAUUUUUUGUUAAUUUUUGAUUCAAUUUUAUGAAGUUUU